AUGAUAGGACUAUUUUCUUUGGGAGUGGCUGUAACUGGUGCUGCGAGUUUCGCAGUUCUCAACAAAUCAUCUCGACAAUCAUCGACAUUACCACUUUCCGAGGCCCCAAAAAUACAUCACGACACCUCGGCAGCAAACAUUAAAGCAGCCUGUCAAGAGUUUGAGCGGAUCAUUGGGAAAGACCACAUCUCGAGCGAAAGAACUGAUCUCGUCACUCAUUCUGGCUCAGAUUAUCAGUCAUACGCCUGGACUGAGGAAAAUGCCAUCCUUUCAAAUGUCAUCCUCUAUCCAGAAACGACAGAACAAGUCUCACAGAUCGUCAAAGUCUGCUUUCGUCGCCGUUUACCAGUGACGCCAUACUCUGGCGGUACAUCAAUCGAGGGCCAAUACAUUCCCCAAUUCCAAGGCGUCUGCAUCGACUUUACCCGCAUGAACCACAUCAAGGAGAUAAAUCCUGUUGAUCUCGACUGCACAGUCCAGCCUGGAAUCGGUUGGGUGGAUCUGAACGACGAGUUGGCGUCACAUGGUCUUUUCUUCCCGCCAGACCCAGGUCCUGGCGCCAUGAUAGGAGGAAUGGUUGGAACUGGCUGCUCAGGGACAAACGCAGCUGCGUAUGGAACCAUGAAAGAUUGGGUCCUAUCGCUCACGGUGGUUCUUGCCGAUGGGACCAUUAUCCAGACGCGGCAGCGAGCAAGGAAGUCCAGCGCGGGUUACGACCUAACGAGGGUAUUUGUUGGGAGUGAGGGAACUUUGGGACUGGUCACCGAAGCCACUUUGAAACUGGCAGUGAAGCCUCCGCACGAAGUCGUGGCUGUCUGCACAUUUCCCACACUGCGUGCCGCAGCAUCUGCGGUACGUGAAGUGGCCUCAAGUGGUAUCCAAGUGGCGGCAGUCGAGAUUCUCGACGAAGUCCAGAUGAGGAACAUCAACUUGGCUGCUCUGACACGACUUAAGUGGAAAGAAGAGCCCACGCUGUUCUUCAAAUUCGCCGGCAGUGAUGACUUCAUCGUCAAGCAUAUCGCCAAAAAGGUUGGAGAGAUAACCAAGAGAAACGGCAGUUCGACGUACACCUUUGCCUCUGACGAAGGCGAGCGAAAUGAGUUGUGGUCUGCAAGAAAAGCUGCUUUGUGGAGUAUGCUUGCCCAGCGUCAAUCGCCAACAGACAAAGUCUGGACAACAGAUGUUGCUGUUCCAUUAAGCAGACUCCCGGAUAUCAUCGAGCUUGCCAAGGCCGACAUUGAAGAGUCUGGUCUUAUGGGUUCGAUCGUUGGACAUGUGGGAGAUGGAAACUUCCACACAUUGCUCUUGUUCCCAGAGGAGAAGAGGCCCAUUGCUGAAGCGGUUGUGCACAGGAUGGUAGAUAUGGCGAUCGAGAUGAAGGGUACUGCAACUGGCGAGCAUGGAAUCGGUCUUGUCAAGAGAGACUAUUUGGAGAAGGAGCUUGGGAAAGAGACGGUGGACACCAUGAGGGCUAUGAAGAGCGCCUUCGACCCAAUGUGUAUUCUGAACUGCGACAAGGUCAUCCGUAUGAAGCCAGUAGAGGAACAAUAG
This is a messenger RNA of Fusarium vanettenii 77-13-4, 1551 nucleotides long. RefSeq lists its product as uncharacterized. The transcript has 2 exons. NCBI's taxonomy places the organism in Eukaryota, Fungi, Ascomycota, Sordariomycetes, Hypocreales, Nectriaceae. Gene Ontology annotation, cellular component: mitochondrion. Gene Ontology annotation, molecular function: D-lactate dehydrogenase (NAD+) activity; FAD binding; D-lactate dehydrogenase (cytochrome) activity. The coding region runs from base 1 to 1551 and encodes 516 amino acids. The record is from RefSeq and is a predicted model, not a curated record. Gene Ontology annotation, biological process: lactate catabolic process.